Racocetra fulgida is the source of this 929-nucleotide messenger RNA. NCBI's taxonomy places the organism in Eukaryota, Fungi, Glomeromycota, Glomeromycetes, Diversisporales, Gigasporaceae. The record is from the annotation of a GenBank genome assembly.
CAAGUGGAUCAUCAAAUGUUACGCGUCAAUCAUUAAUUACACUCCCCGAGGUUAGUGAUGCGGAUCUUUCAGUUUCUUCUAUUAGUGGAUUUAGCGGAGGAUUUGAUGCCGGAUUUGAAAUGAAUGAUGAUUUACUUAUGAUGGAUGAUAGUGGAAUUGACUUUGAUGAAGAAGGUGGUCUACACGAAUUUGAACUUCGAUCUGAUGGGCAGAAUGAAACUCAACGACAAAAUGGUCAUGAUCCUUUAAAUCCGGAUAUGAAUGAAAUCAUGAAAAGGGUUAGAGAAGAACAUGACGCUGGCCUUCAAGGAAAUCAAAAGGAAAAGAGACGAAUACGUCAAAAGGAACCUGCUCCAGAAGGACAAGAAGAUGAACAAAUUGCGGACGUUCAAAUGGAUAUAGAGAGAGAAGAUACUGAAAUGACUAAUGAACAAAUAAUUGCUAUGCGAGAUGGUGUUGUAAAUGAUUUAGAAGAGGGUGAAAGAAUUGCAAAAGACAAAGCAAAGAUGCAAGAAUAUAAAGGUCUAUGGAAACAGGCUCUUUAUACACCAGGCCUACCACGCAAGGCCCAACAACUAUCAACAUUUUGGAGUGCGCAUUGUGCACCAAUGCUUCAAGACGAUAUUGUUAAGCAAAGGAGAGCUCAACCUGUAUUUAUACCUCAACAUGAUUUUAAUGAUUUGUAUGCUGACGUUGAGGACAUCGGCAUUGGUGGUUCACGCCAGCAUGAAAGGGAUAGCAGCUUACAAGAUAUUGAGCUUGAACGCUUAAGAAAAGCUGGUAGUCAAAGCAAUUCAGCAAUUACAGGAUUAAACAGUACUGGCACAGAAGUUCCAGAUCUGUUAGGUAAAUCAAAUUUUGAUGGCGCUUCAUCAGUAGAAAAUUUAAGUAGAGAUAUUUUGGAAUUUUCGGGACAACUUGGAAGGUAA